This is a messenger RNA of Colletotrichum higginsianum IMI 349063, 1083 nucleotides long. RefSeq names its product WD repeat domain-containing protein. The transcript is spliced from 5 exons. Gene Ontology annotation, cellular component: SMN complex. The coding region runs from base 1 to 1083 and encodes 360 amino acids. NCBI's taxonomy places the organism in Eukaryota, Fungi, Ascomycota, Sordariomycetes, Glomerellales, Glomerellaceae. Gene Ontology annotation, molecular function: protein binding; RNA binding. Gene Ontology annotation, biological process: spliceosomal snRNP assembly. The record is from RefSeq and is a predicted model, not a curated record.
AUGGCUUCCCCCUCCCCCGCUCCUCCCGCCGCCGAAACCUCGCGUCAAUAUGUCCCUCUGACCUGCCACGGCCACUCGCGACCUGUGCCUCACGUCUGCUUCUCCGGCCUCGAGAAGGGCGAGCAAUACUACAUGAUCUCGGCCUGCAAGGAUGGAAACCCUAUGCUGCGCGACGGCAUCACUGGCGACUGGAUCGGAACCUUCAUCGGCCACAAGGGUGCCGUCUGGCAGGCCAGAUUGAGCCCCGACGCCUCCAACGCGGCCACCGCCUCGGCCGACUUCACCGCCAAGGUCUGGGACACCCACAGCGGAGAGGUUCUCUACACCCUCCAGCACAACCACAUCGUCCGCGCCGUCGCCUACCCGCCCGACAACUCGGAGCUCAUCGCGACCGGAGGAAUGGAGAAGAAGCUGCGCGUCUUCGACCUCAGCGACUUCGCCCCCGACCCCAACUCGCCCGCUGGCACCCCCAUCACCGUCCCUGCGUCGGCCGGCUUUGAGAUUGGCGAAGGCACCCACACGGGAUCCAUCAAGUUCAUCGCCUGGACCAAAGAUCCUAACACGAUUGUUACCGCCUCCGAUAACACCCUUCGCUGGUUCGAUCUCCCCACGCGCACCGUCAUCCGCCAGGAGGUCCUCGACGGCGAGAUCAAGUCUUGCGAGCUCGUCUCGCUGGCACCCGAGUUCACCUCUCCCAGCGACAUUGGCGGUGGUCUUCCCGUCCUGUCUGUGGCGGCCGGCAAGUGGGUGUACUUCUGGGGCGGCCCCCAGGCCUCGGACGAGCUGAAGCGCAUCGAGCUGAAGCACGGCGUCGCCAGCGUCGGCCUCGACCUCAAGGGUCGCAAGAUCGUCAUGGGAGAGGAGCCGGGCACCUGGGCGCGCGUCUGCCGCUGGGAAGACGGUACCGAUAUUGAAACCCUCAAGGGCCAUCACGGACCCAUCUGGUCCAUCGCCUUCUCACCCGACGGCAAGCUUUACGGAACCGGCUCGGAAGACGGCACAAUCAAGAUGUGGAAGAACUGCGACGGGUUCUACGGCCUGUGGCGUGGCGGCGCCCCCAACGCGGAACGCAACGUGGAUUAG